Pestalotiopsis fici W106-1 is the source of this 1224-nucleotide messenger RNA. RefSeq lists its product as uncharacterized. The transcript is spliced from 6 exons. The coding region runs from base 1 to 1224 and encodes 407 amino acids. Lineage: Eukaryota; Fungi; Ascomycota; Sordariomycetes; Amphisphaeriales; Sporocadaceae. Gene Ontology annotation, molecular function: pectate lyase activity. The record is from RefSeq and is a predicted model, not a curated record.
AUGCAUCGCUACAGUAUUCUGGCCCUUGUGCCAGCUGUGCUGGCAUGCACAAAUCCCGACACAGACGCGUGCGCUUCGUACAUGAGUGCAAACUCAGCAACUGCAUCGGCCUUCUGUGCAACAUUCACUCAGUCAACUGUCACGGCUACAGCUGCUUUACCAGCCUGGGCUUCAUAUUGCUCAAGCAAGCCAAGCGCUAUUUCAAAGGAAUGUACUUGUGCUUUCUCAGGCGCUGCUACCUCCACAACCACGAUAGCGACCAGUACUACCACAAGGGCUACGACUCUCACUACGUCCACAUCCACAUCCACGUCGACCGGGCCAUCAACAACAUCAACUGGCACUUGUGCAUCGCCAAAUUAUGCUCUCGUCGGCUAUGGUGCUGGAGCGACUGGCGGUGGUAGCGGAAGUGGUACGACAGUCACUUCUUGCUCGGCCUUGGAGAGCGCGAUUGAUGGAGCCGGUGUAAUCACAAUCUCAGGCAUUCUUGACGGAUGCGGUAUUCUCGACGUUCUCAGUGACACCACCAUCAUUGGCACUGGGUCUGAUUCCGGCCUCACCAAUGGAGGUUUCCGUAUCAAGAAGGCGAAUAAUGUCAUUUUGAGGAACCUAAAACUUCAUGUUGCGCCAGAAAGCAAGGAUCUCAUUGAGCUUCAAUACUCGACCAAUGUCUGGAUUGACCAUUGCGACCUUUCUACCAUUGGUAUCACCGGAGACAAGGACACCUAUGAUGGUCUACUUGAUAUUACUCAUGCUAGUGAUGAUGUUACCGUUUCAUGGACCAAAUUUCAUGAUCACUGGAAAGGCUCAUUGAUUGGUCACUCUGACAGCAAUGGAGAUGAAGAUACGGGCUACCUUCACGUAACCUAUCAUCAUAAUUACUGGACCAAUGUCAACUCGCGUCUCCCAUCCAUUCGAUUUGGAACGGGCCAUGUGUAUAGUUCUUGCUAUGAAGACAACCCGACAUCCGGUGUUCACUCACGCAUGGGUGCACAAGUCCUUGCGGAAGAGAACUACUUCCUAAACACCAAGCUGGCCCUUGUUACCAACCUUGAUAGUGACGAAGAUGGCUACAUUCUCGAUCGCAACAAUGUCUUUGUGAACAGCACGGAGAGUAUUACUCAGGUGGGAAGUUUGACGCCACCCUACAGCUACUCACUUGAUUCCGCUUCAUGCGUCUGCGAACUAGUCAAGGAAUACGCUGGUACCGGAGUUGUCGCAUAG